Messenger RNA from Pipistrellus nathusii (Nathusius's pipistrelle), 546 nucleotides. Lineage: Eukaryota; Metazoa; Chordata; Mammalia; Chiroptera; Vespertilionidae. The record is from the annotation of a GenBank genome assembly.
AUGGGGAACGUCUUUGCGAACCUCUUCAAGGGCCUUUUGGGCAAGAAAGAGAUGCGCGUCCUUAUGGUGGGCCUGGACGGCGCGGGGAAGACCACCCUCCUGUACAAGCUGAAGCUGGGCGAGGUCGUGACCACCCUGCCCACCGCCGGCUUCAACGUGGAGACCGUGGACUACAAGCACGUCCGCUUCACCGUGUGGGACGUGGGCGGCCAGGACAAGAUCCGGCCCCUGUGGCGCCACUACUUCCAGAACACGCAGGGCCUGGUCUUCGUGGUGGACAGCAACGACCCGGAGCGUGGGGACGAGGCGCGGGAGGAGCUCCUGCGGAUGCUGGCGGAGGACGAGCUCAGGGACGCCGUCCUGCUCGUGUUCGCCAACAAGCAGGACCUGCCCAAUGCCCUGAGCGCAGCCGAGGUCACGGACAAGCUGGGCCUCCACUCCCUGCGCCGCAGGAGCUGGUUCAUCCAGGCCGCCUGUGCCACCAGCGGGGACGGGCUCUACGAGGGGCUGGACUGGCUGUGCAAGCAGCGCCGGAACCAGAAGUGA